AAGACACAUUUUACUCCACUAUGAGCUAAAUGACAGCUUGCUAAUGUUCUUCUUUAACGGGUGCACCCAAUGGCGGAUAAUUUACACACGUCCUGUUAGCUGCUACGCCAUGUCAUUAUAACGGUCAGUUAAAACAUAACCUCUGGUUGUGUCGUAGAAAGAGAAACACGUAGAUUUAGUUUAGUCGUAGAAUGAAUAAUUCGGUAACUUCCGCUACUUACAUCCGCCACCUUAGUUACAGUUUACUUCGUAAGUUGUCCGACUUUCUGGACCCUCAAGACAGGUGGAGGGAUGUUAUUGUCUCCAUACGGAAGCCGGGAGGGGGGCUCAGGUACUCGCAGCAGCAUGUCAGGAGGUUUGAAGGGCUUGUUGCACAGGGUAAAAGUCCCACAGUGGAGCUGCUGGCUGACUGGGGGACCACCAACAGCACAGUGGGGGAACUGGUGGACAUUUUGAAGAGUCACAAGUUACUGGCUGCUGCCAGUCUCCUGCUGCCUGAUGAAGAAGCUGUCUUACCAGAACCACAGCAUGUCUCUGCAGCUGUUGAGACAAACAGCGCCCUUCCCACUAGACUACUGGAAGAGAUGGAAACACGGCCGCCACCUGACAGUCCUGAGCUACAGCCACAGAUUCUACUGGAGAGCAGUGAAACAAGCUACACAGGUUUCUCCAGUUUCUUGUACAAUGAGCUCAUGAGGAUAACAGGCAACUUCGAUGACCGUCCCAUAUCAGACGGCGGCAGCAGAAUCGGAGAGGGAGGCUUUGGCACUGUGUACAGAGGUCUCCUCAAUGACAAAGCUGUUGCAGUGAAAAAGCUCACUCCUAUGGAUGAUGUCUCCCUGGACGAGCUGCAAGUUCAGUUCAACCAAGAGAUCCAAACUCUGCAAGCGUUGAAACAUGAGAACCUGGUUGACAUGGUUGGAUUUUCCUGUGAUGGACAGCACCCAUGUUUGGUGUAUGCCCUAAUGGCCAAUGGUUCUUUGCUUGAUCGACUAGCUUGCUUGGGGGGAAGCCCCCCACUCUCUUGGCGACAGAGAUGCUUGAUAGCUGAGGGGACAGCAAAAGGUUUGGAAUAUCUGCACAGCAACCAUCAUGUCCACAGAGAUGUUAAAAGUGCAAAUAUCCUGUUGGAUGAAAAUUUUGUGACAAAGAUCUCAGACUUUGGGCUGACAAGAGCAUCGGCCAAGCGGACGUCUACAACCAUGAUGACGGAGAGGGUUGUGGGUACCCGUGCAUACAUGGCACCUGAGGCGCUGAGGGGAGAGAUCACACCAAAAUCGGAUGUUUUCAGCUUUGGAGUGGUGUUGUUAGAAAUAUUGUCUGGACUCCGGCCAGCUGAUGACAACCGCGAGCCUCAGUUCUUGAUGGAGGUGAGGUAUGACAUAGAUGAUGAAGACGAGGAGCUGACUCUUGAGGACUUCCUGGACAAAAAGAUGACAGACUGGGAGCUGAGUCAGGUGGAGAGCAUCUACUCUUUGGCCUGUAACUGCCUCCAUGACAGGAAGAACAGACGACCGGUCAUCAAGCAGGUCCUGCUGGAGCUCAAAGGAGUUGUCAAAAGUAUUUCACUGGCUGUUGAGGCACAGGAGUGAAAUGUAGCAUCCCGGGAAGGACACAAGAUGUCGACACUUCCUCCAGCGACGGUGCACACACUGACAAAUGCAUACCCUUCUCAAGUUUUACAGAAAUUAAUGUUACUUGUUGGCUGUGUCUGGCAAAAAAAGUAUAUUUUUGUAUUACAUUUUUCCUGUAAUGAUAAACUGCAAAUGUUUUUAAUGGCAUUGUAAAAUAUUCUUUAUGUAUAAUUUUCAGAUCCUGAAAAAAUGCUAUAGCUUAUUUUUUCUACAGCAUUCUGUGAUAUUUGAAAGCAAUAGUUUUGGCCACAGUGUUUUUAUCAUGUUUUUUAUUGUGAAGGAAUA
Molecule: messenger RNA, 1919 nt
Organism: Plectropomus leopardus (leopard coralgrouper)
Lineage: Eukaryota; Metazoa; Chordata; Actinopteri; Perciformes; Serranidae
Gene: irak4
Product: interleukin-1 receptor-associated kinase 4
Biological process (GO): protein phosphorylation; signal transduction
Molecular function (GO): protein serine/threonine kinase activity; protein binding; ATP binding
Source: RefSeq, a predicted model, not a curated record